CGGACAAACAAGUCUACAACACUCAUUUCCUGCCUACCUUGCUUCUCUCCAUUCCAAUCUCUAGUUCUUGUCUUCAAAAGUUCUCAAGAUGGGUUCCGAUCCUCAAUUUGCGAAAUAUCCUGAUCUUACCCUCGCCCAACACAUCUUCACCCUUGCAAACACUCCCCAAUCGGCUCAGCCAACGUCAUUACCUUACCUUCAAAAUGCAAUCAAAGAGCACAAGAUGGCGCCUCUAUACCGGCAUCUGGCCCAUCCUGCGGAAGGAGUGCUGAAUACCGUCGGAGAGGGCUCGGCUCAGACAGCAAUUCCGCCUCAGAAAGCUCCAAGUCGGAGAGCCUCGUUAGUGUCAAGCAAUCUACUGCCAUCUAAGAGACCUGUACCGUCGGGCAUAUUACCAUGGGACGAGGCACUCUACGAAGAGUUGAAAGCUGAUAACGAGAGGGAGCUGGAAGGGUUCCAGAAGGAAGAGGAGGAGGCUGAAGAGAAGGCUGGCGAGACAGAGGUGCAGGCAGCAAGAAGCAAGCGAGCUGAGUUUUGGGCUCGAGUUGGUGACAAGGACAAAGCUAUCACCGCUUAUGAGACGGUGUUCGACAAGACCGGCCCCCUCGGAACCAAGAUCGAUAUUGUCCUUGCCAUGAUUCGAAUAGGUCUUUUCUUCAACGACAAAGCCUUUGUCAAGAAGCAGGUCGACCGUGCCAGCAUCCUGGUCGAAAGUGGUGGUGACUGGGAUCGAAGAAACCGAUUGAAGGCCUACAAGGGUCUGCAUCUCCUGACCGUCCGGUCCUACAACCUUGCGGCUCCUCUUCUCCUCGACAGUCUUUCCACCUUUACUAGCUACGAACUCUGUAGCUAUUCCUCCCUCGUGGUCUACGCUGUGCUGGCUGGUGCAUUGUCGCUGAAGCGCGUGGAUUUCAAGGCCAAGGUGGUUGAUGCACCCGAAAUCAAGGCCAUACUAGGUUCAGGCGACGAGAAACCGGAUGAAGAAAUGAAGGAUGUCUCUGCUUCUACAGCAGAACGGGCAGCUGGAAUUGUCAAUGUGGCAGCACUGGGGUCCAGUUCGGCAGUUGAGCAGCAGACCGAAUCUCCUGUGGAUGUUUCGUCUUUGGCACGCCUGGUAAACAGUCUGUACGGUGGCGAUUAUCGGUCUUUCUUCCUUUCUCUAGCUACGGUCGAGGAGAAUUUCCUGACCCAAGACCGAUACCUGUACGAGCAUCGGGCAUGGUUCGUGCGCGAAAUGCGUCUCCGAGGUUACCAGCAACUGCUCCAGUCCUACCGAGUGGUCGGCCUGACCACCAUGGCGCAGGCGUUUGGUGUCAGCGUCGAUUUCUUAGACCGAGAUUUGGCCAAGUUCAUCGCCGCUGGUCGAGUCAGUUGUACCAUUGACAGGGUGCAGGGUACCAUUGAGACUACUCGGCCGGAUGAUAAGAAUAAGCAAUAUGCGGAUGUUGUGAAGCAAGGUGAUGCUUUAAUCACAAAACUUCAAAAGUAUGGCCAGGCUGUGAGGUUACGUGGGAGUGAAAGGGCCUAGUCCGUGACAGGAACUAAAAGGCACAUGCUAUUUGAUACAAAAUACAUAGAAGAAGCAUGAGCAGCGCAAGGCGUUUAGGCUACAAGGACUAUGGCUGUAUCAUAUGGUGAUUUGGCGAGAACCAGAGGUGUCUUAGGUACCACUCGGUAGAGACCAGGUACCAAGAUACUUUGCUCGCUGUUGUACCUACGAGCAUAGGAAAUAAUACCAGCCGCAAAGUAUUGCUCGAGGUGAUCGGGGCAAUUAUGCUGUAUCUUACAUUUUGUUCUGCGU
Molecule: messenger RNA, 1801 nt
Organism: Exophiala oligosperma
Lineage: Eukaryota; Fungi; Ascomycota; Eurotiomycetes; Chaetothyriales; Herpotrichiellaceae
Exons: 2
Coding region: 89-1528 (479 amino acids)
Biological process (GO): proteasome-mediated ubiquitin-dependent protein catabolic process
Cellular component (GO): proteasome regulatory particle
Source: RefSeq, a predicted model, not a curated record